UGUCCUCGUAUAGUAUUAUUAUUAGCAGCCCUUCAUUUUUCCGGCUUCUUUUGUUGUUGUUGUUUCUUUUGCGCUGCGACGCUGUCGUUUUCGUCGGUAGGCUACAGCAGGAGCGAGACGAAAUAACAAGGAAAAUCGCUCGAAACGAGACAACAGUCAGCUUGCGUACGACGAAAAGCAACAGAAACGGCAGACAAACAGCCAAUGCUGAUAAUGGUUAUGACGAUGCUGAUGGAGCUAUUGCUAUUAUCGUGGCUGAUUGGCUUCUGCUUCCUGCUGUCUACAAGUGCACAGAAUCUCAGAUCCUCGUGGAUAAACAAUCGUCACUGUUGCGGUGGUAAUAGAGUGAUCAACGCAGACGACACCCCUAUCCAGCAAUCUAUUCGGUGUUAGUGACACAACAACCGCUAGCGACAACAACAUCGUCGCCAGGAAGGAAUAGAACGAACAAUAAUGAAACAAGUUCAUAAAAUUAUUCAUAAUGAAGUCUAAAGGAAAACAGUAAUGAUAACAAGUGGAAUCAUAAGUAACUGGUUUGUGAUACGUGAGAGUGGACAGAAAGAAACCAUGGAUCGCCCACUCGUCUCCGUCGGUGUGCCGAGUCUGUUGCGUGUUUCGCAGUCUAUUUGCUCUGAGGUGUUGUUUUUGUGUAGACUUACACCUAUCUGCUGUGAGCAGCGUGAGCUAUGUCCCUGUAUGUGUGUGUAUUCUUUGGGCAAAAUUAAUCAAUUGCUUACAACGAAUUGUUCAUUCUAUCACAGCGUUGUUUGUUGGUUAAUGGAGGCGAUAACAAAUUGCCACACUCUUUGCAGCUCCCGACUAAAAUGGCCGUAUCAUCAGUAAUCAGGCUGAGUCGUAGGACUGCGCUACGGCUGCCGGUGCUGUGUUAAUAGAUGACGAGGCAUCACGCAGAACAAAAGCGAAAAGGAGCCUGCGUGUCUGGACGCGACUGUCCUUUCGCUAGUGGGACUAGUCAACUCGUUUGUACAAAUGCGUGAACUUAACUUGAUCUAUAGACGCUGGUUACAUCUGCCAUAGUAUCUUCCUAUAGACGUUAUGAUAAGAUGAAAAAGUAACAAAAUGUUGAUUUUGUACUUUAUUCUCGCAAAAAAACUGUCAAAAGAAGGAGAACUGGCAGGAGGUCUCUUUUAUUGACGAUUGCUCAGAUGUUUCGCUUUCCAUGUUUGGCCGAAAAAAGAACAAUGACAUAUGUGGAUGUGGCUUACAGCUCAAUUUAUUAUCUAUUUACUAUUGGCAUAUCCAGUCCCUGGUACUACUAUUUCAUCGUAUUCGUCGUUUUUGCUAAAAUGAUGAGUGUUGUUGUUUCAUGUGUCGUAUGGGCUCCGGCAAUCACUUUGUCUGUAGCUUCCACAGCCACUGCUGAUGCUGUUGUUCGCACAGCUGUUGCUGUUGUUGUCAUUCGGGGGUGAUUCAUUCGCCCACUCUUCCCCCCGCUUGAUGAACGCGCCAGACGAUUUCUAUGCCCACAAUUGCGCGUCUGCUUGUUCGUCCACCUCGAAGCAAAGGACCGUCGUUACACUUUAUCGUCGUUAUUCACUCAGCAUCUUCCUCUAGCUUCAAAUCCCUCUCGUCGCUUAGAGUAGCAACUGCCGGCAGCGUCAUAAUCAUCUCUAAGAGCCCUGAUGGCAGCGGCGACUUCCGCAACGCGCGGCAACGCCAAGAAGACGUCGGGUGGACAGACGGCCAACGAAUGAACGCCUUAUAGCCGCCCUGUAUUUAUUUACCUGUCGUGUUUCUCGUCUCUUAGCUUGUCUGUAAGUCUAUAUGUGUUGUCUGUAGUGGUUGUGCUAGCCGGUGGUUGCGAUAGCGCCAAUGAUAAAUGGUCGGUAAGCGGCGACUAAACCCAGUGGUUAAUCGGAGGGCCGGACGGGCGCAAUGUGCUCUAUAUCUUGCCUAUUGUUUCUGUAUCGACCACUCUCUCGCAUAGAUAAUAGGGGCAAUGACAGUGACACUAUACCACCAAUCGAAUGUGCGGAUAAGCGCCGUCAAUGCUGGAACUUCCGUGUCAACAACAACCCGCAUGAGCCAAUAGGACUAGUGCUAAUGACGCUGCUGUGAUUAACACCAUCUUGAGCAAACCACAGCAACAACGGCAGAAACUCAACCACAGCAGCGACAAUAACACGAAUAUCACCAAAAACAGAAAAGAGGAAGCAAAAGACGAGAAAACAGAAUAUUUCUAUCGAUCACGAUACCGACAACAUCGGGGUCGAUUCGUCGAGGCCGAGCGUCGCGCAGGACUAUCUAUCAUCCUUACAUUAAACAACAGGGAUACCCAAAUCCAUUCAGAUUUACGCGCGUACAGGAUUAGAUACACAUACACAAGUACGGACACAUACACACACACCUAAAAAGGAUAGAUUGUUUACACACUUCCAGUACAUACACGCAUAUUCAUUUACAUUCAAACAGCGAACAGAGUAUAUACGACGCUUGUGAGGAGACACUGCGCUUUUGUGCCGCGUGCCUUGAGACCUGUGCCGCAACGUUUUUUUUCGCGCUAAGAAAGAAAACUAUUUCCUAGCAGAGCGCCUCCAACGCUCGCCUGGCGUUAGCGAGCCUAAGACGAGGCGUUUGUAGGCGUGUGGCGCUUAGACAUUGUGACAGACAGCGACAAACAUCAUUGCUAUACACGUAGACACAACACACGCAGAUUUUAUGAGUAGUUGAGUUUGAUAAGGACGUUUGAGUAGAAGACUUUUUUAGGAGUGUCGCAGCUCGAGUCUCGUGUUGUUUCGGGGCGUGUUCUGACUGGUCGCGCGGCUCAGCGCCAAGUAGAACUAGGCAGCAGAUUGCGCCUGUCAACCAAGGAGAUCCGACUCAAAUAACGAUCUGGCGGAAGGGUCCUCAUUAAAAGUGGGGGCUCACCGAUGAUGUAAUAAUUUAGACCAACAAACUCAUCAUUCAGCUACUUCUACAUAGCUUUGCAUAAUCUGGAACAGGAACUUAUCCACCAAAUACAAUAUUUCGGCCGUGUUUCUCCUUGAUUACGACGACGGCGAAAACGGCAAAAACAAAAGUGAAAUUAUCAGCUACAAAGAAGAAAAACAAAGCAGAUAAUUCCAUUGUAAUAAAACAAGGGGAAAGGGAUAGAAAAAACAGCGAGAAGUAACUACUACGGCCACUGUAGACAAGUUCAUAUACGACACGACCCCCUCCCCGCACAAGAGCUAUCACGUCCACUCUACGAACCCGCUAUAUCAGUUUAUCAACCCAAAUAGAUAUAUCGAUAACGCGUGUCAAAUUAUCAACUUUUGAUCACAAGAACGGCAACAACAUCAACAGUGAAUAAUAAUACAGAUCCACGAUACACUUCACUGUGCCAGCUUAAUCUGCGCUGACAAGACCACAACUAUGGAGAUGCUGAACGGCACUGCAGAAGGCCCGCGAACAGCGGGCGCACCACCAGGGGGAGGCCGCGGUGGUGGGGGUACUGGGUCGAACGGUUCGCAGUCUGCCGCAGGCAACGGAGGGCCAGGUAGCGGAGGCGGAACCAACAAUGGACACGCCCCGUCUGGAUCUCCGGCGUUGACAGCACCUGGAGCCCCAGGUUCGGGGGUUCAGCAUCGAAGCCAAGACGACGCAAUGGUCAGCUAUUUCUUUCAGCGAUCUGAGACCGACUUUCAGUCGUACGCAAAACAUUCACGGUGGGUACUCGGAGAUGGCACCGACGGAAUGGGUACAGGAGGUGCUGGUGGCGACCCAACCGCCGAAUUGGAAAGCGAAUUUCAGGCGUUGGCUCUUGAGACCUCCGCCGGUCCCCAGAUGAUUGGUCCUAGCUCUGCCAAGAAGCUCUGGGCUCUCGACUCAGUGUCUCCUGAGCAGGGCGGGCCUGUAGGAGGUGUCGGCCAGAAACAACUGGCGGAUGAAGCUAGCAAGGGCGCCGGAGGUUGUGGUGGAGGUAUCUUUGUUGAUCAAUGGCGCGAUCCAACGUGGAGCGGUGGCUAUUCGCAACCAACAGGGCCUGCUGGUCCCGAUGGUACACACGGACAACCGCCUGUCCUAAGUCCACGCCUGAGCGAGAAGAUGGUCGAAUACGUUCUUGGCGGCUCGAGUCCGACGGCCAUGGGCCUGAAGAAAGCCAUGGCGGGAAAGGAGCCAGCUGGGGUUAAAAAACAUGGCGUUGGAGUCGCAGUAGGUGUGGCAGGUCAGCUGGCCAAUGGCACACUCACCCAUGACGACUUCGGAACGGCCGGCGACGAAUCUUUGGACAAGAAGACUGCCGGUACCAUAAGAGGAGCCCCUUUUGAUAUGGCGAUGGCCACGGGACCUCAACCGCCAUUGGGUUUUCCGGAUUACGCUGCACAUGCAGCUGGUAUGAAUGGACACAAUCUGAUGAGUGCACUUGAUGCACCAAGUGGGAUGUUGCCAGAUUAUUCGACGGGAGCGCCGAAUGGACCAAAUUCACAACAAGCCCUUGGCUACCUACAUGGUGGCGGGCAGAGACAACAGCAGCAACCUCCACAAGGGACAGGCGGACAUAUGGUGGCUCACAUGAUGGCAGGUCAACAGCCUCCGCCACAUGCGCAUCCUCAAGCACAGUUUCCACCACAUCACCCUGCGCAGCACGGGCAUGCGGGUCAUGCUGGUCACCCGCGGAAUCCAUACAUCACCGCAGCAAUCAAUCAGGACCCGUACGCAACGGCUAUGGGUCUUGUAUCACCCGCUGCUAUGCCACUGCCCGCGCAGUACUACGGAAUGCCACCUUGGGGCAUGUACCAACCGCCUGGACCGAAUCCUGGCCCACCGGGGCCACCCGGACCGCCGGCAGUCGGUGCUGGGGGAACCGGGCCCCACGGUCCACACCCUCAGCACAUGGCGGCCCAGCGGCCGAUCACGCCAGGAGCUGUCAACGGCGAAGGUCCACCAGGUGGUCCGGGCAGUUAUGGUGGGCCUAUGAUGGGCGGUUAUUACGAUAAUGUUAGUAACGUUAUGAUGGGCCGUGGUGUUGGAAUGGCUGGUCCGCCGGGACCGGGUGGACCGCACGGUCACCCACAUGGUCACCCACAUGGACAUCCACAGGCUGGUGUUAGGCUGCUGCAACCGCCAAGUGGUCAUAUGGUGAACAUGGUCAAUGGUCCACGUGGACCUCAUGGCCAUCCUGGCAGCCAGCAGAUGCAGCUUAACCAGGCCGGAGGACAAGGUCAGCCCGGGUCGGGAGGCGACAGCCUGGGUGGUGGCGCCGUAGGUGUAGGCGGACAGUCCGGUGGAGGCAGUUCUUUAUUUUCGGGUGGCGCAGCUGGCGCGUCCGGCCCAUCUUUGGCCGCAAGCGCUCUUGGCAAUUCGCUCAAUCCGAUGGGAAAUCUAAGUAGCGCCUCGUUUGGCAGCAACUUUGGGUCCAACAGCGGGGGUCAAAAUACCUCAGGCAUGGCUGGACUGGGACCAAUCGGUAGCAACCCCAUGGGACCCAUUGGCACCGGGCUGGACUCACAGCAACAACAACACCAUCCUGGUGCUCGAAGAGAGUCGUUUGAUCGAAGGGAUUUUGGUAAUCAGUCGCUUCUGUUCCAGGGAGGACAGCGGUCGUUUGGCGAACCAUUCGGACCAGUGGGGAAGUCGCAGCUUUAUAAUCCACUGGGACUAGUAGGCCCGCCGACGCAAAGCCUUACGCCCCCGCUGUCGGGGCUCAACGGUUCGUCGUCUAACCUCAGCCUAGGACCCACUUUGGCCUCCCGACUUGUGUCAGGUCCCGCUGGGCCUGGCCAGGGCGAUAAAUUUCCCACGAUGCGUAACGGUGGCCUGGGUAUGGCUGGCUUCGGACAGGCAGGAGGUUCAAACCUGUUCCCUUCGCAUAACAGUAGCCAUCCCAAUGUCGGCAUGCAGCGAAAUGGCGUGCUUGAAAAGAACACCGGCCGGUCACGUCUGCUGGAAGAUUUCCGCAACAACCGCUACCCAAACCUUCAGCUGCGUGAUCUGCUCAAUCAUAUCGUCGAGUUCUCGCAGGAUCAGCAUGGCUCACGCUUCAUUCAACAAAAACUCGAACGUGCCACUCUGGCUGAAAAACAGCUCGUAUUUAAUGAGAUCAUCAAUUCGGCCUACUCACUUAUGACGGACGUAUUUGGAAAUUACGUUAUUCAAAAGUUCUUCGAAUUCGGUACUCCCGAGCAAAAACAGGCGUUGGCGGCACGUGUCAAGGGCCACGUUCUUCCACUGGCGUUGCAGAUGUACGGUUGUCGGGUAAUCCAGAAGGCCUUAGAGAGUAUUCCAUCUGAACAGCAGAAGGACAUUGUUAAAGAGCUUGAUGGACAUGUACUCAAAUGCGUCAAAGACCAGAAUGGUAAUCAUGUUGUUCAGAAAUGCAUUGAAUGUGUGGAACCGCUUGCGCUCCAGUUCAUUAUUGACGCGUUCCAGGGUCAAGUGUUUGCAUUGUCAACGCACCCUUAUGGCUGUCGCGUGAUCCAGCGAAUUCUGGAACACUGCACGGCCGACCAGACAUCGCCCAUUCUUGAGGAGCUUCAUCAGCACACGGAACAGCUCGUGCAGGACCAGUAUGGCAAUUACGUGAUUCAGCACGUGCUGGAACACGGUCGUGCCGACGACAAGAACCAAAUCGUCGGAGCGGCUCGCGGCAAGGUGCUUGCCCUCUCUCAGCACAAAUUCGCCUCAAACGUCGUUGAAAAGUGUGUGACGCACGCGUCACGACAGGAUCGUGUCCUUCUCAUCGAAGAGGUUUGCUCAUUCCUCGAUGGCAGUGCCCUCUACACGAUGAUCAAAGACCAAUAUGCUAACUAUGUUGUCCAGCGAAUGAUUGAGGUCGCUGAGCCACCGCAGCGUAAGCUGCUUUUGCAAAAGAUCCGCCCGCAUAUGGCAUCGCUGCGCAAGUACACUUAUGGCAAGCAUAUACUUGGCAAGCUCGAGAAGUACCUCAUGAAGGGCGGACAGGGAGGUCAGGGAGGUGCCGCGGGACUCGGCGCUAUGGACCCGCACAAUACACCGUAAAUAAUUAUACCCGUAGUAGUCGUAGUAGCAAUAGUCGUCGCAAGAAAUCUGCUGUGGACACAAACGGAUUGACAUGGACGGGUGGACAUAGUGAUGAGUGUUGAACAGCGAUGGCACCGGCAAUGGAGGUUAGAAAUGAAGAUCAAACCCUACGAAGUGAGAGGCGAAGCUAGAGGUGAGGCAGCUGGUUACAUCAAUACGGAGACAGCGAUAUAGAAUUACUAAUUAUAUGGACGAUUUAUAGUUGGUUGACCCUGGAUCGUGGCAGAGCAGAACAUGUAUGGAGCAUCACGAGUGCGUGAGAUGGCAACAAAAAGAAAAGGUUAAAUGAUGAAGAUGAAAAUCAAACGACUACGAUAUGAUCGACACGGACAACUAUAUAGAAUGUACCGAUAGGUUGCGACGCCUAUAGAAAUCUAGGCAAACACACCAUUAACAAAACUACCACAACAAUAGCAUCAAACAGAAAAGCCUCAGCUUAAAAACGCAAAAAUAACUUAUUGUCACCAAUACAACUGAGCUACAUAUUGAAUUGAAUGAUAAACUGACACACAUAAGAACACAUGAUCAUUACAUAUAAGAAAUAAAUUCGGUGAGGCAACAGCAUUAGAGGAACAGAUCCACAAGCAGCAGAUCCGUAGCAGUUUAACGAAUGCAAACAACACGAAGCUGCAAACAAACACUGUAUCGUACAUACGUUAUUAUUAUUACAGAAGGGAAUAAGAGGUUUAGUAGCUACACGACGCACACAUUCACUUGAAUACAGGGCGAGAUGUUGUAAUUUAACAAUGAUAAUUGAUUAUGAUAAUGGUUUUGCGGAAAAAAAAAAGAACAGAUUACUGUCGAAGACAUGUAGACAAUUGUAUGCGAGUAGGAGAAAUACAAUGGGGUGUCUGCGUUGAACAUAUGGGAAGAUGAAAUUCUACUCACUUCAGUUUAUUGAUGACGCUGCUAACGGUUGCUGCAAAAGAUUAAUAGUAAGGGCUAAAGAAUGGAAAUAUUCAUGUUAUUUCAUACGAAUGGAACUCCUAGGACUGAUGUAAUGGGAGGAUCCAAAUGGAUCGAUCUUACAGGAGUUGAGCGCCGCUCCACGAUUAGCUGACUUGGCGCAUUUCGCCAUGUUAACGAUAACGAAUAGGAGGGUCGAAUGGGGGCAUCUUAUAAUUAGUAGCAGCAUUAUUAGGUGAGAAAACGAUGAAUGUUAAGAACGUGAAAACUUAAUUUUUCGCGAAAGUUGCAGGAGGAACCACUACACUUUUGCAAGUAGCAAAAGUAGGUUUUGAAUAGAUUAACUAUGGGGGUCUGCUUGAAGCCCGAGAAAAUGCACUUAAUUCGCUAGAUGAGUCUAGAUCGAGAGCACGAAACAACAUGCAUGAUCAGUAAUAUUUGAAACAUUAUGGAAUGUUAGCUUAUUUUCGGGGGGAUAAGGUUUCAAGAAUAGUCAACUGAUUUCAGAGAACGGGUAAAAGAACGCUCCUAAUAGACCGACGCAAAUAACAAAUAUAAACGACGAAAAGGAAUACAGUGUAGAACCGCAGAAUAGAUCAGCGUGAAGUUAUAUCAUUGGGAGCCAAAGAGGUUAAAUGGGAAAGGUGUCUUCCCUGGGAAAUUAGUAGCUUUUUACCGAAAAGGACGUAACAGAUUACACGACAAUAAGUGAGGAAAAAAAUCUUUGAUUUAAGGUCGUCGCGAGGUACAAGAAAGCUGGGAAGAGCCCUAAUUAAGAAAACAUGUUAAUUCCUACUAUUUACAUGCUAACAUGUUCUUACAUGUUAACUAUGGCUAUUUGUAUUUAGCAUAAACAAAAAAAAACAAUAGAUCCACACGAAAAUAUAACUGAUGGAUAUACAGGAGGAUUGACCCACCGCGUAUCACAUGCACUGCUCUCCCAAAAUACCUUCACCCCCCUCGCUUGCUUCCCAAUAAUGAUUUUUCAAUUAAUAGAUCACGCGAUUGAUGUCAAAUGAUUGGUUGGUUCGAAUCAUUGGUUCCGAGCAUCGACUUACGAAAAUCGACGAAAGCAGAUGAACAAAAGGAAUUAGCUCUCGUUUUGUACCGGACUCCUCAGAUGACAGCGGGCGUAAUGUGAUUUCGUGACGAUAUAGCGUUUCUUUGGCGAAUAGACCGAAAAAAAUGUGGAUUUUGGAUAGCGCAUGACGCGUGUGAUGAUGAAUGUUAAUGAUGAAUGUGUAACGUCAUGGUAAUAAUAACAGUAAUAAGAUUAAUACUGGAUAAUAAGCAAACAAUACAUAAUACUGUGUCUCGUUGUCUCGUGCUGCCCCAACGACAACCGCGCCCAGAUGCGGCAACACAUUGGCUAUUUGCCGACGCAGCGACCCAGAAGGCCCAGCAACGAGAGCGACCGUAAGAAUACGAAGUUGUCCCCCGCAGGCGCAAAAUGAUUGAAAGAAAGCUUAGAACGAGUCGGAAAAGACAGUUAAUUUCUGUCAACUUAUAUUAUGAAAAAUAUGAAGGAAAACCCGGUUUGUCGUCGAAUAUGUUUGUCACAACCUCUGUCAUGCAUAGAGACCGCUUGGUGAUUAUUAUAUAUAUAUAUGGCGACAUCCGUUCCAACAAACGAACAGUGAUGACGGAUAACACCGCUUGGCGACAAUACCAGCAAAAAGCAAAUACGAUAUGUGACAACGUACAACAGCAUGGAGAACGAACGAGAUAUAGUAACUAAUAUGGUAAAUAAUAAUGAAACGGUUGAUGAUGAUUAUACUGAAGUGAUAUGGAUCGACGAAAAAUGCCAACGAUACCUAUAACGAAGGAAUACACAAUAUUCUAGACAACAGUAAUACUAAGUAAUAACUGCCAAGGUUAAAAAGCAUAACGCCUGGAUUUGCUGGAGAACAGCUCUGGCACGCGCACAGAUAAAUAUAACAUCAGUUUCAUUAUUAUCAACGAUAACGGAACAUCAGCAGAAACAGCCUAAAUAACAAUAACUACCCCCCAUUGCGAGCUCGUCAAGGGAACAUGGCGUACCUAUUGAGCUCUAGAUGUUGCACAGAACAGUUAUUACUUGUAGCAGUGACGCCGCACUGCUGUUUAAAUACUACACUGCUAUUAGUACGCGUACAGAUUACAUUAUAGAUUUUGUCACUAUAUGCCCUUUCCUGUGCUGUUAUGUAAGUACAUAAGAAAAUCUUGUAUUUCUUUACUUGAUAAUUAUUACAAUGAUAUAUCAUUGUUAUUAUUACUGAAUGAGAUAAUCUAAGGAUCGUGGCCUCCACAUGCGCAUCGUACAGAAACUGACACACAAACACGUAGAACAUUCAAGGACAUCUACAAAGCUAUGGGUAAAGCGUACUAGACAAAAUGUGUCCACACUGAAACAUAAUUAUGCAAUCAAGCCACAGACAAACAAAAGGCCGCACAGAUACGAUAUCCAAAACACAGGCUUACAGAUGUCGAAGAUGUAAAUAACCGAAACAAUCCCACACUCACGAUGAAAACAUCAUCAUGAAGCGGGGAUAACGGAAAAAAAAGAAACAUUUAUUUCAACAAACAGAUCGCCAUUGAAUCAUGUUAACAUAAAUUCAGUUGGUUGACAAUUCUGUUAUCUAAUGACAGUAAGUUAUUGUCGAAAAUUAACAUUAUCAAAGGGCCUAUAGUAAUAUUCGCCGUUAAGCACGGGACAGUGCCGAAAUUUCUAAUUUUAAUUUAUUUUUUACCUCAUCAAAACAACACAUUGAUCGUUCAGUUUAUCGAUUGAUCAUCGGCCUUUGCAACCUCGAUAUCGAAUCAACUCGAUUGUGAUAUAGAAAAAACAUCAUGAAUAUAUGUAUGAAUUUUGAGUUAGUUUCCAAGAUGAUCUGUUUCGAGUCGAUUUGGACAAUGCCUGUGUUUGCCGAUUCGUCAUUUUCGAUCGAUAAUCGGUGACCAUCAAUGGAUGGACUGAUUGAUUAACGUCUUUUUUUCCUAUCAAUGUUACAAGCGUUUAUGCGUAGUUACGCACGAAAAGUAUUUCAAUGAAUCAAUGGCUUUCGAUUUGGUUCGCAUACCAUUAGUACAGAACAGUGCGUCCUUCGCUUCCAUGCAGCCCGCCCCGGUUCAACUGAAUUAGAGAGCGAGAGAGAGAGAGAGCGAGAGCGAGAGAGAGAGCGCGCGCGCGCGCGUAGAGAGGGAG
This is a messenger RNA of Varroa destructor (honeybee mite), 11092 nucleotides long. Its product is annotated as pumilio homolog 1-like. Lineage: Eukaryota; Metazoa; Arthropoda; Arachnida; Mesostigmata; Varroidae. Gene Ontology annotation, biological process: post-transcriptional regulation of gene expression. Gene Ontology annotation, cellular component: cytoplasm. The record is from RefSeq and is a predicted model, not a curated record. Gene Ontology annotation, molecular function: mRNA 3'-UTR binding.